Messenger RNA from Nicotiana tabacum (common tobacco), 594 nucleotides. RefSeq lists its product as uncharacterized. Lineage: Eukaryota; Viridiplantae; Streptophyta; Magnoliopsida; Solanales; Solanaceae. The record is from RefSeq and is a predicted model, not a curated record.
AUGUCUGACCCAGGUAGCUUUACGAUUCCAUGCACUUUUGGGAGUUAUGCCUUUGCAAGGGCAUUAUGUGACUUAGGAUCCAGCAUAAAUUUGAUGCCUCUGGCUGUAUACACCAAACUGGGCAUUGGCAUAGCUAGACCGACUUCGAUGCUAUUGCAGCUGGCAGACCGCACAGUUAAACGGCCGACUGGGAUUCUUGAUGAUGUGUUGGUACAAGUGGGGAAGUUUGUGUUCCCUGCAUACUUUGUUAUUCUGCACUGUCAAGUAGAUGAGGAGAUCCCCAUCAUUUUAGGGAGGUCAUUCUUAGCCACUAGGAGAGUACUGAUUGAUUGUGAGACUGAGGAAUUAAAAAUGAGGCUGAACAAUGAAGAAGUCAUAUUCAAUGUUCAGCAAUCCAUGAGGAGACCCGGUGAAUAUGCUAAUUGCUCCUUAGUGGAGGCAGUGGAUGUAAUCCUACACGAAGAUGAUGUGACCUUGACUGCUAAAGAUCCAUUAGAGGCUUGCCUAACAAACUUAGAGGAGAUGGAUGAUAACGGGUUAGCUGAGUUGGUCAUGGCACUUGAAGGCCAAGGAUUUUGGAAGAGGGAACCUUAG